Umbelopsis ramanniana AG is the source of this 738-nucleotide messenger RNA. RefSeq lists its product as uncharacterized. The transcript has 5 exons. Gene Ontology annotation, molecular function: protein binding. The coding region runs from base 1 to 738 and encodes 245 amino acids. Gene Ontology annotation, biological process: cytoplasmic translation. The record is from RefSeq and is a predicted model, not a curated record. NCBI's taxonomy places the organism in Eukaryota, Fungi, Mucoromycota, Umbelopsidomycetes, Umbelopsidales, Umbelopsidaceae.
AUGACAGUCGUUAAUCAACUGGCUUCAGAUUACGCCGAGGAACAACAAAAUGAGCUUGAAGCGCUCCAGUCAAUUUAUCCCGACGAAUUCGAAGAUCUUGGCGCCGAAGGUUUCCGAAUUAUAUGUCGUCCGGAAGACCAGGAUGAGGAAGCACCGAGCGUCUUGGCCCUAAAAGUCAAAUAUACACCAAAUUACCCUGACGAACUUCCCGAAUUUGAAGUUGAAUCGAUAGAAGGAGAAUUGACACAAGAUCAACGAGAACGAAUAAUGAGCACUUUAACCGCCUCAGCGGAGGAAUCAAUAGGAAUGGCCAUGAUUUUUACCAUGGCCUCUAUGCUACAAGAAGAGCUUUAUGUGGUGAUCUCAGAAGGAAAGCAGGCACGAAUCGAGGCGGAGCUGGCUAGAGUUAGAUUGGCAGAAGAAGCAGAAAAUAGAAAGUUCAAGGGCACACCAGUUACGGUCGACCUCUUCUUGACGUGGAAAACUAAAUUUGAUAAGGAAAUGGCAGAAAAGGAGCAGGAAGCUAAAGGCAAGAUCAAGACAGAUGGCAAAGCUAAGCUCACCGGUCGACAGCUCUUUGAACAAGACAAGACACUCGCUUCAUCAGAUGCAUCUUACAUGGACGAAGGUGACGUAGCCGUAGAUGUGACACAGUUCGAAAAGGAAGAACGGGGUGUUCAAGAUGAUGAGGAGGAAGAUGAUAAUAACCAAGUGUGGAGAAAUCUUGGUGAAGACUAG